AGGACGAUGGCCGCUUCGCCCUCCUCCUCGCGCCGCAGGAUUCUUCGACGUCGGAGGGAGGGCCGCAAUGGCAGCUCUGGCAUUGCCUAGCUUCAAGCUCACAUGUUAUUCGAGAAUACCUUCGACUUCCCAAGAAAAUUUCACAUUUGCACGCUCCUUUUUCUCCUCUUACCUGGCUUCUCCUCCAUUGCGCUCUUCGCCUGUGGACAGACCCUCUGCUAUUUCUUUAAGAAGGCACAGAUCCCUGCCUCGAGCAUCAUCCGAAGGUAUUCCAGCUGAAUUGGUUGAAGAUUCUAAAUUUGUCCCCUUAAAUGCUGAUGACCCCAUAUAUGGUCCCCCAGCUUUGCUGCUGGUGGGAUUUGAAGUAGAUGAAAAGGAAAAGAUUCAAAUGUUUCUAAAAGAGCUCGAUGGAGACUUUUUAAAGGUUAUUUAUUGCACAGAGGAUAUGAUUGAGAAGACGGUAUCGGAUGCAAUGCACACUGAGCAAGUCCACUUAGAUGAUGUGAAGAUUGCUAAAUCUUUGCCCAGAUUGUGCAUUUUAUCAGGAUUAAGUGGAGAGGAGAUGAUAAUGUUCAUCGAUGCAUUUCCAGAAACUGGGUUGCAACCAGCUGUUUUUGCAGCACUUGUUCCAAAUAGUGCCGAUAAGCUUCUCCGAGAAGUGAUUGAUGAAAUAAUCGGGGAUCACGAAAUGCUGGUUGGGAAGCAGUCCGACUGAGUUUUUCCUGCAAGAGAAGUCUCAAGCUGUGUAGAUGUAAGGAUUCAAAACCUAAUCUAAUAGUUGUUUAGUUCAAUUCAAAUUUGCAUUGUAGUUGUUUUACAAUCUUAAUAUAAUAUAGAAAUGAGGAAAUAAUAAAAAUUUGAAAAAAUAUUCUACCCAA
Messenger RNA from Zingiber officinale, 878 nucleotides. RefSeq lists its product as uncharacterized. The transcript is spliced from 8 exons. Lineage: Eukaryota; Viridiplantae; Streptophyta; Magnoliopsida; Zingiberales; Zingiberaceae. Bases 68 to 715 code for a protein of 215 amino acids. The record is from RefSeq and is a predicted model, not a curated record.